CAAGCGCCGUGUGGCGAGCGCGCCUGAGCGCGGGAAUCGUCCCAGCGCCGGAGUUUGUCUCUCCUUUCUCAGUUGCGGAGGCGCAGGCAUCUCGCUGGGUGAAGGAAAAGAUGCCUGCGACACGGAAGCCGAUGAGAUACGGACAUACAGAGGGACACACAGAUGUCUGUUUUGAUGAUUCUGGAAGUUGUAUUGUGACUUGUGGAAGUGAUGGUGAUGUGAGGAUUUGGGAAGACUUGGAUGAUGAUGAUCCUAAGUCCAUUAAUGUUGGAGAAAAGGCAUAUUCAUGUGCUUUGAAGAGUGGAAAGUUGGUCACUGCAGUAUCCAACAAUACUAUUCAAGUCCAUACAUUUCCUGAAGGAGAUCCAGAUGGUAUAUUGACACGCUUCACCACGAAUGCGAACCAUGUGGUCUUUAAUAGUGAUGGUACAAAAAUUGCUGCUGGGUCUGGUGACUUUCUAGUCAAAGUUGUAGAUGUGAUGGAUUGCAGCCAGCAGAAAACAUUUCGAGGACAUGAAGCCCCUGUGUUAAGUCUUUCCUUUGAUCCUAAGGACGUCUUUCUGGCAUCAGCUAGUUGUGACGGAUCUGUCAGAGUGUGGCAAAUUUCAGAUCAGACAUGUGCUAUUAGUUGGCCACUGCUACAAAAGUCCAAUGAUGUGAUAAAUGCAAAAUCAAUCUGCAGACUUGCUUGGCAGCCAAAAAGUGGGAAGUUACUAGCAGUUCCUGUGGAAAAAUUGGUUAAGCUAUAUAGAAGAGACACUUGGGGUAAUCAGUUUGAUCUUUCAGAUAAUUCCAUCUCUCAGACCCUCAAUAUAGUUACCUGGUCUCCUUGUGGGCAAUAUUUAGCUGCAGGGAGUAUUGAUGGUUUGAUUAUAGUUUGGAAUGUGGAAACUAAAGAUUGCAUGGAAAGGGUAAAACAUGAGAAAGGUUAUGCAAUUUGUGGCCUGGCCUGGCAUCCUACUUGUGGUCGAAUAGCAUAUACUGAUGCAGAAGGAAAUCUCGGGCUCCUGGAGAAUGUCUGUAACCCUGAUGGAAAGACCCCGAGCAGUAAGGUAUCUAGCAGAGUGGAAAAGGAUUACAAUGAUCUUUUUGAUGGAGAUGAUAUAAGUAAUGCUGUUGAUCUAAAUGACGAUCCAGGUGAAGGCCCUUCUUUUUCAAGAAGAAUUAUGAAUGAUGAUGAGGAUGAUGACAUCAUGCUGGCUUCAGGUCGUCCAAGACAGCGAAGCCACUUCCUAGAAGAUGAUGAAAACUCAGUUGAUUUAACAAUGCUGAAAACUGGUUCUAGUCUUCUCAAAGAGAAGGAGGAAGAUGAUCAAGCAGACAGCAUUUACAAUUUACCGCUUGCCACGUCCCAGAGGCCAUCUUACGAUGGGCCUAUGCCCACUCCCCGGCAAAAGCCAUUUCAGUCAGGUUCCACGCCCUUGCAUCUCACUCACAGAUUCAUGGUGUGGAACUCUAUUGGAAUCAUUCGCUGCUAUAAUGAUGAGCAAGACAAUGCCAUAGAUGUGGAGUUCCAUGAUACCUCCAUAUACCAUGCAACGCACUUAUCAAACACUUUGAAUUAUACAAUAGCAGAUCUUUCCCAUGAAGCUGUUUUGUUUGCAUGUGAAAGCACUGAUGAACUGGCAAGCAAGCUUCACUGCCUACACUUUAGUUCUUGGGAUUCAAGCAAAGAGUGGGUAGUAGACAUGCCUCAGAAUGAAGACAUUGAAGCCAUAUGUCUUGGUCAGGGAUGGGCUGCUGCUGCCACUAGUACCUUGCUCCUUCGAUUGUUUUCUAUUGGAGGUGUUCAGAAAGAGAUCUUCAGUCUUCCUGGGCCUGUGGUGUCAAUGGCAGGACAUGGAGAACAGCUUUUCAUUGUUUAUCACAGAGGAACGGGAUUUGAUGGGGAUCAGUGCCUUGGAGUUUAUCUGCUAGAGCUGGGGAAAAAGAAAAAACAAAUUUUGCGUGGUGAUCCUCUUCCUCUUACAAGGAAAUCCUACCUUGUAUGGGUUGGAUUUUCAGCUGAAGGUACUCCCUGUUUUGUGGAUUCAGAAGGCAUUGUUCGAAUGCUAAACAGAGCACUUGGUAAUAUAUGGACUCCUGUAUGUAAUACAAAAGAACACUGCAAAGGAAAAUCUGAUCACUACUGGGUGGUUGGUAUCCAUGAAAAUCCCCAGCAACUGAGGUGCAUUCCUUGUAAAGGCUCUCGGUUUCCUCCCACCCUUCCGCGCCCUGCUGUAGCUAUAUUAUCCUUUAAGCUUCCUUACUGUCAGAUUGCAACAGAGAAGGGACAGAUGGAGGAACAGUUUUGGCGUUCAGUUGUGUUUCACAACCACCUUGAUUAUUUAGCUAAAAAUGGUUAUGAAUAUGAAGAGAGCACUAAAAAUCAAGCAAUGAGAGAACAAUAUGAACUUUUAUUGAAAAUGUUUGCACUUUCCUGUAAACUGGAGCGGGAAUUCCGUUGUGUGGAACUUGCAGAUCUGAUGGCUCAACAUGUUGUGAAUUUAGCCAUUAAAUAUGCUACUCGUUCUGGGAAACUAAUGUUGGCCCAAAGACUUAGUGAACUGGCUGCAGGGAAGGCAGCAGAAUUGGCAGCAACCCAGGAAGAAGAGGAGGAAGAGGAAGAAGAUGAUUUCAGACAAAAGCUGAAUGCUGGUUACAGUAAGACUCCUACAGAGUGGAGCCGGUCAAGGCCCAGAAAUGAGGUUGAAGAAGCCGCGGAAGACACUAGAGAAGUAGAUGAUACUGAAGAACCUGAUGAUACAGAAGAAAAAUCAGAAAUACCUAAGCAGGGACAGAACCCAUUUUCCAAAAGUGCAAAUUCCUCUGAUGUGCCAUCAGUUAAGUCAGGUGCAGCUACCUCUGGCAGCCAAGGACGAGUAAACCCCUUCAAGGUAUCGGCCAGUUCCAAAGAGCCAGCCAUUUCAGUGAGUUCAGGACGUUCUGCUAACAUUUUAGACAGUAUGAACAAAUCAUACAAGAAAUCUCCUGCACUUAAUCGAGCUACAAAUAAUGAAAAGUCUCCAGUAAUAAAGCCUCUAGUUCCAAAGCCAAAGUCUAAGCAGGCAUCUGCAGCAUCCUAUUUCCAGAAAAGAACUUCCGAAGCUGAUAAGACUGAGGAAGUGAAAGAAGAAAGCCCUGGAAAUUCAUUACCUGAAACUCCAGCCACAUGUCCUCAAAACACUGAAAACCAAAGGCCAAAGACUGGGUUCCAGAUGUGGCUGGAAGAAAACAGAAGUAGUAUUUUGUCUGACAAUCCUGACUUCUCAGAUGAAGCAGACAUAAUAAAAGAAGGAAUGCUUCGAUUUAGAGUAUUGUCUGCUGAAGAAAGGAAGGCAUGGGCCACCAAGGCCAAAGGAGGGACUGCAAGUGAUGGAGCUGAAGCAAAGAAGCGGAAACACGCGGACAAUGAAAAUCAAGAAACUGAACACCAGGAAGAAAAAGCAAAGGAGAAUCUGAAUUUGCCUAAAAAACAGAAACCUUUAGAUCUUUCUACAAAUCAGAAACUGUCAGCUUUUGCAUUUAAGCAGGAAUAGAGUAAGGAAGUAGCCUUAGGACCCUAAUGGCUUUUUUUUUUUUUUUUUUUUUACUGUCUUUGAUGAAUCUGGACUUUUAAAAAAAUCUUUAGAAAACACUAUAUAUUUUUAAAAAGAGUUUAAAGACAGUUGUUUGUCUUUGUAAGGUAAUGUAGUAAUUAUACUGGCGUAGUAGCUCUAGGAAUAUAUAAAAACGAUCAUUUCUGCAGAUUCCAUGAGAAGCCAGUUUGAUUUUGUUUUUUACCUUCAAAACCGUUAAAAGCCAAGGUACUUCUGCCUCCGAGCAUUGAAGUGCCUUGUAGGGAAUUCUUCUGUUGGGUUAUGUCAUGUGCUGGAGGGAACCACAGUAGUUCUCUUCCCAGGUGUGUCCCACACACCGCUCUCUGUCCAUACGGACCCAGGGGCUAUGUUUUGUAAUAUGGGCCCUAAACAUGUACAUAAUUUUGUAGAUGAGACUUUUGCUUUUGUUUGUUCUGGAAAUUUCUUCAUAGAUGGCUUUUAAUUCUCUGCAUAGCUUAGUUUUUAAAAAAUAAAUAAAACUUUCACAUUUCUGUAUAUAGCU
Molecule: messenger RNA, 4080 nt
Organism: Phyllostomus discolor (pale spear-nosed bat)
Lineage: Eukaryota; Metazoa; Chordata; Mammalia; Chiroptera; Phyllostomidae
Gene: WDHD1
Product: WD repeat and HMG-box DNA binding protein 1
Exons: 26
Coding region: 111-3518 (1135 amino acids)
Biological process (GO): DNA-templated DNA replication; mitotic cell cycle; DNA repair
Cellular component (GO): nuclear replication fork
Molecular function (GO): chromatin binding; protein binding
Source: RefSeq, a predicted model, not a curated record